Molecule: messenger RNA, 1805 nt
Organism: Eubalaena glacialis (North Atlantic right whale)
Lineage: Eukaryota; Metazoa; Chordata; Mammalia; Artiodactyla; Balaenidae
Gene: HSD17B2
Product: hydroxysteroid 17-beta dehydrogenase 2
Exons: 5
Coding region: 118-1284 (388 amino acids)
Molecular function (GO): oxidoreductase activity
Source: RefSeq, a predicted model, not a curated record
GUUUUCUCCCCCUCCCUUCUUGCCUCUCCGUUCAUAUAACCCAGGCUGCCUGCAGCCUGUCUUUGCCCACUUGACUCACUGGCCCUGAGCACGGAAAGGAGCAGAGAGUCUCUGAGAAUGGGCACUUUCUUCUCUGAGCCAGGGUGGCUUUGCCUGACUGUCACCGCAGUGCUGGGAGGAACAAUUUUUUGCAAACUCAAGAAGAGCCAAGGGCAGGUGGGGAGAAAGGUGGUCUGCCUGGCGGGCCUCUGGGGAGGGGCUUGCCUGCUCAGGCUGUCCCUCUUCUGGGGCUUGAUCCUCUUCUCCCUGUCAUGUUUCCUCGUAUAUACUUACUUUUCUGGCCAAGAGUUGUUACCUUCGGAUCAAAAGGCGGUGCUGAUCACAGGUGGCGAUUCUGGGAUUGGCCAUGCUUUGUCCAAGUAUCUGGACGAGUUGGGCUUCACAGUAUUUGCUGGAGUUCUGGAUGAAAAGGGAUCAGGAGCAGAGGAAUUACGAAGAACCUGCUCCAAGCGUCUCUCCGUGCUCCAGCUGGACAUCACCAACCCGCAACAGAUAAAAGAUGCCCACAGCAAAGUGAAGGAAAAGGUGCAGAACAGAGGACUGUGGGCUGUGGUCAACAAUGCUGGGGUCCUUGGCCUCCCAACUGACGGGGAGCUCAUUCCCAUGACCGAAUACAAACGAUGCAUGGCUGUGAACUUCUUCGGGGCUGUGGAAGUCACGAAGGCAUUUUUGCCUCUUCUUAGGAAAUCCAAGGGGAGGCUGGUGAACAUCAGCAGCAUGGCAGGAGGGGUUCCAAUGGAGAAGAUGGCAGCCUAUAGCUCAUCCAAGGCAGCUCUGACCAUGUUUUCAGCAGUCAUGAGACAAGAGCUAUCCAAAUGGGGAGUUAAAGUCUCUGUCAUCCAGCCUGGAGGCUUCCGAACAAACAUCACAGGCACGAGUGACACGUGGGACAAGCUGGAGAAAAACAUCCUGGACCACCUCACCCCUGACGUGCAAGAGGACUACGGCCAGGACUAUAUCCUUAGGGAACGCAAUUUUCUCAUGUUAAUGCAAACCUACUCCGUAAUGGACGUCUCCCCAGUGCUCCUGGACGUCCAGCAUGCCAUCUCUGCUAAGAGCCCCUUUGCAUUUUAUGCACCGGGGAAAAUGUCUUAUCUGUGGCUCUGCUUUGUUUCCUUUAGCCCUACUGGCAUAUUUGAUUAUUUUAGCAAAAAAAUGCACAGCCAUGGAAAGAGCAUGCCCAGAGUGUUAAGCAUGCCUAACUGGAAGAAUGAGGCCAUGUAGGCAAAUCAGUGGGAAAUGUUAGAGUCUUGGAAUGAAAGGGAAUCUUGAGCUUCCCAUUAAAGUUGUGGUUUCCUACCUUGCAGCCCCUGUGAACUCUGUUGGUUGAAUAGUGAGACAGCAGGGAAGAGGGCAGGGCACAACCUUGAAAAGAAUGACAUAGACAUUGAGCAUAUGACAUAAAACUGGUUAGAACCGACUAGGCCCAAGAUGGCAGAAGAUUCAACUUCCAGUGGCCCUUCAGCCUCAUUAUACGUUCACUGUAAUAUAUUACCUAAAUGACACACCCACUGGUGCCAUAAUAGUUCUGAGGCAGACCAUAAAAAGCCAAAAAGUGGGCGGUGGCCCAAUUCCUGGAAAUCCCCACCCCUUCCCCGAAAUAGUUGGAAUAAUCCUCCCACUCGUUAGCCUAUGAAAUCACCCAGCCCAUAAAAACUAACCACCCCAUAUUUUGGGGUGCUCUCAAGCCUUUUGAGAUGGACCAAAUUCUGUCUAUGGGGUGUGUAUCUCUCUCAGUAAAUCUA